This is a messenger RNA of Hymenoscyphus albidus, 4377 nucleotides long. The record is from the annotation of a GenBank genome assembly. Lineage: Eukaryota; Fungi; Ascomycota; Leotiomycetes; Helotiales; Helotiaceae.
GGAUCUUCGGCGAUUGCCACCAACAGUACUAGAAUUUGACAUACAUCGCCAUCCAGACUUCAUUGGGAGGCGCAUUUUCGCCGCAGCAUCGAUUGGUCAUUAUCAUGUUCAAACCAGGUUGACAAGAACUUGUACUUUUCAUACCAAGAAGUCCCCCCACCAUUCGAAAUCCACUACCUGUAUCGCGAAGCUCUCGAAUGCGAUAAUGACCAAGCAGGAGUUGAAGCGCGCAAGGUCGAGAUCCACCACGAACACGACCGAAGAGAGACUGGAGCCGCAACUACAGAGAGCAAUUGAGGAUGAAGAUGAAGGGAGAGGACAGGAAAAGCUGCGCGGGCUUAUCGAUGAAGCUAGAGCGAAGAACCAACUUCAAGACCACCAUUUGCGAAUCGCGUUGAUGCGAAGUUCUCUCAAGAACAAGAUUGCAGCAACAAGAUAUUUAUUGUCCGAAGGCGCGCCACCAAAUGGAGCGCCGGGGAAUUUGGGAUCACCGCUGCUGCGAAGCGUAGAGAGAGAUCAUAUUGCGAUUGUGGGGGAGUUGUUGAGGCAUGGAGCAGAUCCAGAGAGUCGUGACAAAAGGGGCAGAACGUGUUUGAAUAUGGCAGCUUGGAAAGGUCAUUGGAAUGUUCUUGGACUUCUGAUAAAAAACGGCGCGGACGUCAAUGCGAAGGACAAUCGAGGUAAAUUACUCGCAGUCCCUUUCUAGGUGACCAAGUAUAUGCUAAUGAAUCCAUAGGGAGAAAUGUUCUUCACAAUCUCGCGGCAGAUAAAACCAUGAACUGGGGCGAUUCGGUUGUCGAGCUUUUGUUGAGGGAAAGAAAUCUAGAUUCCGAAGCACAAGACGAAACAAAAAGAACGCCAUUAAUUUGGGCCUGUGCUGAGGGCAAAAGGCAUUUCGCGGAACAACUACUCACUCGCCCUUUGGGCAGAGCGAAUAUAGAUGCCACCGAAAUCAGAGAUAAGACUAGUCUGCAUCUUGCAGCAAUACACAGCAGAGAUGAUAUAGUUGAGCUACUUUUAUCAUACGGAGCAGACGUUCAUGCCCAGUCCGACGGCGGAUGGACUCCUUUUCACAACUCUUGUCAGAACGGAUGUGAGAAGAUUGUACGUCAACUUGUGAAAGCAGGUUCUGAUAUCAAUGGCAAGCUUCUCAAUGGCAGGUCAGGUCUUCAUCUGGCAGCCGAGGGCGGGCAUGUCGAAGUUGUGAAAUAUCUCCUAAGUUUCAAGCACAUCAAGAGAACUGCUAGGGAUAGUUUUGGCAGCACGCCGUGAGUAAAUAAUUAGACAUUCAUGAAUAAUUGCUAAUUUGCUUAGGUUCCUACGGGCCGCGCAGUAUAAAAGAAAUGAAAUUGUUGAUCUGCUCGCCCCAUACAACAAUUUGGAAUUUCUCUCUGCAGAUGCCAUUGGCGCCUGUAAGGGCUUCUCUGCUACGAUUGUUGACUUUGGAAACUAUUCCCAUGGAAACAAGGCAGAGAAGCAGACAGUGGGAAACAAAACGGACAAGAAGACGGUCUUUGAGCUGCUUUACGCCCGUGAUACUAUCAAUCCAAGAAAACCAGCUGUCACAAUACGCCCCAAGCCGGGCGAAUUUCGAUGGAUUCAUCUUCCAGCCAAUAAUAUGGCUUGGGUCGAAUCACUUCUCACGAAGCUUUUCAUCGAAGAAGGGGGCAAUGAUAUUGACGGGUUUAAAGCGCUCGAGCGUUCUCUGACCAACCAACAUCGCGGGCAUCGCAGUCAUUCACAUUUUAUGAGACCUUUGUGUCAAAAGACCACAAGAUCAGUACCCAAACAGCCGGAGACUGAAAAUCCUCAAAUUGUUCUCAAUGGGCCUGGGCCAAGAUCUACAGAUGACCCUGGCCCGCUGUCGAGACAAUCAACUGCCACAUCUGGAGACCUGAUCAAUUCACUCAGCGAUCUUACCGACACAAAAACCUUCCAAAAAGAUAGGUCGAAAAAGGGAAAAGGAAGCAAAUCACCAAAACCCGCCCCAGAAACUCCUACGCCAAAAGAACUUCGCAAGGUAAAGUAUCUUAACAAGAUUUCCCCUUCCCCAACAUCACCAGGUCGAAAAGAUUUCCCACAAACUUCACGUGGCAAUUUGUUUCUAUUUCUUCCAUAUCUUCACUUUGAAAGCAGUGAAAGAUGUGGUAGGAUGCAAGAAGCCAUUGAACGAGCAGAGAAGUAUCCGCGGUCACACCCUCGUACGGAUCCGGCGAGUAGUCAUGAUGAGAUGCUUAUUCGUGCACAUUUGGCGUCUUCGACUGCUUCGCUUCAUGUGAGGAGAACUUUAGGUAAGAAUCUUAUUUUCCCUUGAUAUUUCGAUCCCCCUAAGCAUUUCCUUUAUCAAAUUUUGGGCCACCUUUUGAAAAACUCGAAACAUCGUAUAUUGUGCCAAAGUCUGGGAGAGUAGAAAUCAUUGUAGGAAAUGGAUAUGAUAAGUAGAUAUCUGGUUUACUCGUACAGUUGUUUUUAGUCUCCUGAACCUAUGGCAUCAUCUAAUCAAAAUGAUGUGCACCGAGUCGUUCCUUUCUCGAUAAACCUUUGAAUCUGUAGCCUCUUGUGUGAUACUUUGAAUCCGAGACUGUUCCACUAGGAGGUAGUGACUACUGUCUAAUCUCUCUACGAUUGCUCUGAUUAGUCUACAAGUACAAGAAUUAAGAAACUAUAAGUUUAAUUAUGCUAGCCUUUUGGCAUGAUUGAACUUGAUUCUUCGAAUCUUGUUGGCACAAUGAAGCGCUAGAAGUCUCGGUAAUCAAAUUUCAGCAACCAGGAACUCCUGAACUCCCCGGUUGUGUCUUCAACCAAUUUUGGGCGGUAGUGAUCUUACCUAGCUCAGGAGUGGUGAUUCCAAUGUAGAAUUCGGGUCUAUGAAUUCACGCCGCUCAUCAGACACCCCUUGAUUGCUCGAAACUAACCAUUCGCACCUCAGAUCAAAGCUUUUACCACAACAUCGACACCCAAGCACGAGACAAAGACCAAGUAGUCUACCGCUACCAAAAGAACCGACGCGAAAACCCCCGCAAAGACCCCAACAUCGUAAUGGUCGACCAACUCUGGAUGUGGGUUCUCGGCAAAGACCUCGUCAUAACCGCCUUCCCCCAACGCUGGGGGCAACCUAAACGAGACCCCUUGAACGUCCUCGACAGCAUCAUCGAAGACCUCAACGACACCACGCGCGAACCCGUGCAGUCCGUCUACGACCUCGCAAUGGUGAUCACCGGGCGCUGCUGUGGCGUCUUUGAUCGACACCGUGGCGGUGACGAAGAUUACCAGUUCCUAGAUAUGUUUGAGAGUUCCAUUGGCGAUGCGACGGAUUGCGAUUCGAGACUUUUCGAUGACUUUAAUCGCGCGUCCAGACAUGCUAGUGCGUGGUUACAGCAUCAUCGACGGCUGAAUCGCCCCGCGAGACUUAUGCCGUAUGGGUCUUCGAAGAAGGCCUUUGCGGAAGCUGAUGCAGGUGGGAUAGGAGAUGAUUUUCGAACUCCCGAGGAUUUCAAGAGAGGGCCGGAGUUUAUUGAUAAAUUACUGGAUAUUGGACAGGAGACGAAUCUGCUAGCGGAGACGAAGGAUAUUAGGGAUGAGCUGAAUAUGAUCCGGAAGGUGUUGGAGGAUCAGCAGCAUGUUCUUCCGACCAUUGAAGCUGCUAUCUGCGAGAUUUACGCGGAAGAACAGAUUGCGCAGCGUGAUGUGAAGAAGUCGUUUGCGUCGCAGGGGAAAACGGUCGCUACGCAUAUUAAAGAUAUCGACCGUAUGGAUAAACAGGCGACGAAAAUCUAUGUCUCUGUUACUGAUAUGCUUGAUCUCAAGCAAAAACACGCCAACGCAUUCGAAGCGCGGUUCGCGAGGGACCAGGCAUCUGCUACCGCUAGACAGAGUCAGACUGUCAUGGUGUUUACGAUUGUCACUAUCGUCUUCCUCCCGAUGAGUUUCCUCGCUGCGGUCUUCGCUAUCAAUGUCAAGGAGUUCCCGAAUAAUGAGGGGGGUCUGCCGAUUGGCUGGGUGGCGAAGUAUAUGUUCGGCAUUGGCCUUUCGAUUUCUUUCCCCAUGAUCUUCUUUGCGUUCUAUCUUGAUGAUAUUGGGGAAGCGGUGAGGAGGCUGAGGGGGUGGAGGUUCAAGAGACAAGGGAAGGAGGGGUAUGAAGGGGAGGAGGGGGAGAAGAGUGUUCUUGAUUUGCCGGGGAUGGAUCAGGUGUUUAGUGUUGGGAGGAGUGCGAGGAAGAGUGUGGAGAAUGGGGGUUGGGUGCGAGAGAGGUUUUCUGGGAGUGUGGGGAGACCGGGGACGGUGGGGAGUUUGAAGGGUGGGUAUAAUGGGAAGGGGGAGGGGAAUACGGGGUUUAGGAUUAAGAAUAGCGUUGAUAUUGAGAGGGGGGUGAGAUGA